AUGAACCCAUUAGAAUAUGCAAAUGUUCCAACAGAAGAGGCCUUCAAGAAAAAGACUCAACUGUCUAAAAAAAAUUCAACAAUUAAAGAACGAAUUCCCAGAAUAAUUCCACAACCAUCCAAUAAUCAAAUUAUUCAAAAUGCGAAUGACGCUCUCAAAAAUAAUUUGAAAUAUUUGGAUAGAGAUCUAGAGGAACGGCACUAUCAUUAUCAUGCUCGUUCGUCCAAUGAAGAAACUAAUGAUAAUAGAACAGACUUAACUAUUAAUCAACUGUUAUUAAAAGACUUCUCAAACGAUACUGAAGACAUAUCAAAGAUCAAUUUUGAAAAAACUUGUAGGUCAAGAAACUACCCUUAUAAUAAAAGUGCUGAUUUAACUACUAUACCCACUAUCAACACUAAUGAUAGGACAAAUAAUAGAGAUGAAAUUCCUAAGGUAGAGAAUAUUAAAAAAAUUACAAGAGAUGUGUCUCCACUAUACAAUGAACGGGCUCGUCAUAAUCGCCGUCAAGAAGAACAAAUAUUACCAAACAAAAAUAAACAUUUUUAUAGGACUUCAUUGGGUGAUUGGGUUUUCCAGGAGACUGUUGGAGCUGGAUCCAUGGGUAAAGUUAAAUUAGCAAAACAUAGUUAUACAGCUGAAUUGUGUGCAAUUAAAGUAGUUAACCGAGCUACUAAGAUAUUCUUAAAUAAACAACAAAGUUUACCUAACCCCAGGAACAAGGUUGAGAUUCAAGAUAGAGAGAAAAGAUUAGAAAAAGAAAUUUCAAGAGAUAAAAGAACAAUAAGAGAAGCCUCUUUAGGGCUGAUAUUAUAUCAUCCAAAUAUUUGUAAACUAUAUGAAAUGUGCACCUUGUCAAACCAUUUUUAUAUGGUAUUUGAAUAUGUUUCUGGUGGACAGCUUUUGGAUUAUAUUAUCCAACAUGGUUCUUUAAAAGAAAAUAUGGCUAAAAAGAUUGCACGUAGCAUAGCAGGAGCAUUGGAAUAUUUACAUGCAAAUAACAUAGUACAUAGAGAUUUAAAGAUAGAAAAUGUUAUGAUCUCAAAAGAUGGCGCAAUCAAAUUAAUUGAUUUUGGAUUAUCAAAUCUUUACAAUAAGUCUAAUCAUUUAAAUACUUUCUGUGGUUCUCUUUAUUUUGCAGCUCCUGAAUUAUUACGUGCUCAACCUUAUAUUGGACCAGAGAUCGAUAUUUGGUCCUUCGGUGUCAUAAUUUAUGUUCUUGUGUGCGGAAAAGUCCCAUUUGACGACGAAAAUUCAAGUGUCUUACAUGACAAAAUUAAAAGAGGUAGAGUUAAUUAUCCCUCCUUUCUAUCUAUCGAAGUUAUAUCUCUAUUAACAAGAAUGCUUGUAGUUAAUCCUUUAAAUAGAGCAACUUUAAAAGAGGUGGUUAACCAUCAUUGGAUGCUUCAUGGAUAUCAUGGAACUUUAGUAGAAUCGCAUCUAAAAUGGAGAUCUCCAUUGACUCCAUCAAAUAUCGAUAAUAAAGUACUAAAUGAAAUGUAUCAUUUGGAAUUUAUCGAUAAUAUUAUAGAGACAAAGAAGAAAAUUAUCAGCAUAAUUAAAGAUGAUAAAUAUAUUAAUCUUUCAAUUGAACAUGAAAAACUACAUUCAUUUGCAUUUUUAAAUUCAAAGUCCCCAAAAAUCAACUUAGCAUUUGAUGAUCCACUAAUAGCGUAUCAUCCAUUAUUGUCAAUCUACCAUCUUAUUUUGGAAUGGUUGCAAAGAAAUGGUAAUAUAUCUAAUAAAGAUAUAACAAUCAAUAAUCGAAUGCAUGAUUUUACAAAUAUCGAUGAUGAAAAUAUUGAAACUAAAUCUGAGCCCUUGUUAAAACAAACUACCCAAAAUAUCGAGAAUAAGGCUAAUAAAUAUCAAAAAGAUAAGUCAGAUAAUUCAGAUGACCACACAACAACUGUACCUUUAAAGUCAAAUCCUGGUGAAAAUAACAAUAAUAAAAUAACUACAGUGACUAUGAAAAACACUCGAGAAUUAGAUCGUCCAAAACAUAUUUUAAUACCACCAAAGUUGACUGCUAAGGCUAAAGGAUAUAUAUCAUCAACCAAAAAAAAUCAUUUCGACCCAUCAGAUAAUGCCAUUCCGACAGAAGACUCUACUUUGAACAAGAAUGACUUAAUUAGCAAGCAUAAAGAUACUAUAAAAGAAACACCCACUUUAAAUAAUCAGGAGAGAGGAAAAAUAAAUACUAUCUUAAGGAGAUUAUCUCUCAAAGUUACUCCUAACAGCAAAGAAGAAUGGUCAAAUAUACCCACUUCUCAAAGCAAUAUUAAUCAACAAAAACAUAAUAUGUUAAACCAUUUUACCUAUCUGAAAAAGAAUUUAGAAUCACAGAACAAACAUCAGAGAACAAUGUCUGAAAAUGAUGAUACCACCACAAAGAUUAUUCAUUUUUUAAAUAACAACGACAAUAAUCAUCUGCUUAGCAGAAAGGAAGGUGUUUUAAGUGAGGAUAAAGAAUAUCCGAAUAACAAUCAUUAUACAACAUUAGAACAAUCAAUGACAGAUAGUAAAAGAUUUCUCCCAACCUUUGAUUCCCAAACAGAUUUUGAUAUUACCUAUGCAAUUAACAAAAAUAGAAAUAGAACUUUGUCAGUAGGUCAUCCACGUCAAAAUAUGUUAAAUUUCUUGAGACCUGAUGUUACAAAUAAUGAAAAUGUUAUUCCCAACAAAGUUUCUCAUGACCCAAUCAAAAGUAACACUGUUAAGAAAUGGAAAAAUCAUCCCAAUAAUGAAAUGUUUAGCCAAGAACAAGGAGAAUUACAUGGACAUCCUUUAGUACUUUGCAAUAAUCAGAAUAUGCUUGCUAAAGAUCUUAGUGAGUCUGAGAUUAUUGAAAAUGCAAGGAAAGCAUCAUUAGGAAGUAUGCCGUCGAUAGAUUACCCACGCUCAUUAUUCCUAAGAGGAUUUUUUUCUGUCCAAACAACUUCCUCUAAGCCUUUACCUGUAGUAAGAUAUAAAAUCAUUAAGGUUUUACAAGAAACGGGUAUUGAAUUCCAAGAGGUUAAAGGUGGAUUUUCCUGUAUUUAUAUGUUAUUUUCUAAUUCAACCAAGGACGAUGGUUCAAUAGACACAAUUAAUCAUAAAAAAGACUUACUAGAUAGACAUUAUGAAAUCCACCAAAAAGGUUCCUAUAAAGAUAAUAGUUCAGCAGUAAGUAAUGAAUUUGUUGCAGCUCUUAAUGUUAAUCCUGAGAAUACAAAUAUCAACUCUACAAUAAUGCCUCAUGAUACGCAUUCAAAGGAAUCCUUUAGUUCUUCUAGUUUACCUGUUAGAUCCUACAAUGGUUCCCAUGAAUUACCUGAUAAUUCAUCUACAGUUAAGAAUUAUGAAACUAAUGGUUCAUCAUCUGUAACGUUUGAAAAUAGUUCUAAUCUAUUACAUCUUAUACCAUCUAGAGAAAACAAUGAUGUUAUAAGAAUAGCCAAAAGAGAGAAAGUAAAAUUUGAAAUACAUAUUGUUAAAGUAAAAAUUAUAAACAUCGCUGGUAUUCAUUUUAAAAAAGUCAGCGGUAAUACAUGGGUUUAUAAGGAUGUUGCUAGUAAAAUUCUUAGAAAGUUGCAAUUAUAA
Arxiozyma heterogenica is the source of this 3582-nucleotide messenger RNA. RefSeq names its product serine/threonine protein kinase KIN1 (gene KIN1). Gene Ontology annotation, biological process: protein phosphorylation; intracellular signal transduction; microtubule cytoskeleton organization. The transcript has a single exon. The record is from RefSeq and is a predicted model, not a curated record. Bases 1 to 3582 code for a protein of 1193 amino acids. Gene Ontology annotation, cellular component: cytoplasm. NCBI's taxonomy places the organism in Eukaryota, Fungi, Ascomycota, Saccharomycetes, Saccharomycetales, Saccharomycetaceae. Gene Ontology annotation, molecular function: ATP binding; protein serine/threonine kinase activity; tau-protein kinase activity.